GCCGUCUAUGAGUCACUUUCUUUCUACACGCUGAAUAGAAAAUGUCUGGAAGAGGAAAAACCGGAGGUAAAGCCAGAGCGAAGGCCAAGACCCGCUCCUCUCGUGCCGGGCUCCAGUUCCCCGUCGGCCGUGUCCACAGGCUGCUCCGCAAAGGGAACUACGCUCAGCGGGUCGGCGCCGGAGCUCCGGUGUAUCUGGCGGCCGUGCUGGAGUACCUGACCGCUGAGAUCCUGGAGCUGGCUGGAAACGCUGCCCGCGACAACAAGAAGACCCGUAUCAUCCCCCGCCAUCUGCAGCUGGCCGUCCGCAACGACGAGGAGCUCAACAAGCUGCUGGGCGGAGUGACCAUCGCUCAGGGCGGCGUGCUGCCCAACAUCCAGGCCGUCCUGCUGCCCAAGAAGACCGAGAAGCCCGCUAAGAAGUAAACACCUGGAACCGGCUUCAACCAAACCAACAACGGCUCUUUUAAGAGCCACACACAUCCAACUAAAGAGAAAUCCUUCUACUAGAGUGUCUGUCUGUAAAUGUUAAUUAUAGUUUUGAAUUAUCCUUUUUACAAAAUGUAUCUACAAAAACACUUAUAGUUUAUAUUUUCGGGUCGCAUAUUAAACUUUUAAGCAAGUUUAGCUAAAUUUAACCACAUAAAUCCCACACUUGCCUGUAAAUGCAAGCAUACCACCACUGGAAAAAUGUGUUAAUAGACAUUUACACCUAAUAAUAGUAAAUUCAAUUAUGGUUAAAAUGGCAAAUACGCUACUAACAGCCUAUGCAACACAAAAAAUACUCACACAGACACACCAGUAGGAUACUGUAACUAAAUUGAUGAAAACAACAAAGUUAAUUUAACCAGCAUCUCUAUUUCUAAUAUUCAAAUGCAUUUAGCUAAAUGGAUCCCUAUUCCUGAGUGAUACACAAUUUAUUUCAGUGUAAUGACAAAAGUCAUUCCUGAUUUUGUUUCCAGUUAUAAAUGUUGGCCUUUUGAAUUUUGUAAAAAAGUUAAUGUUUCCCAUCUUGCCUGGAAGACACGAUGCUCUUGGUCCACUUUUCUUUUUUGGGGCUGAUUAUGCCUCUCUUCACACCGAAAGCGAGACUGAACCGUCCCAAUGUCCGGAGAAUCUCAUGUUGGACAUCGUACAGUUGAUUUGUUACAACAGCUUAACAUUCUCCACUUUGUAAAGCAUCUUUGAGUUCCAUGUAAAGCGCUAUAUAAAACUUAUGUAUUAUUAUUA
Molecule: messenger RNA, 1229 nt
Organism: Perca fluviatilis (European perch)
Lineage: Eukaryota; Metazoa; Chordata; Actinopteri; Perciformes; Percidae
Product: histone H2A-like
Exons: 1
Coding region: 42-425 (127 amino acids)
Cellular component (GO): nucleosome
Molecular function (GO): structural constituent of chromatin; DNA binding; protein heterodimerization activity
Source: RefSeq, a predicted model, not a curated record